CAUUCUUUCCCUAUCAUUUGGGUCACUUCGCUGCUCUGGGUCUCAGUUGCCAGAGUCUGAUUUCCGCUACACACAUGGAUGGCCUGGUUACCAGCCUGAUGGGUUACGUCAUCGUCGCAGCUGUCCUGAUGUUGCUUCACUGUAUUUUCCGAUUUUGGAGAAUGCCUAA
Messenger RNA from Dicrocoelium dendriticum, 169 nucleotides. The record is from the annotation of a GenBank genome assembly. NCBI's taxonomy places the organism in Eukaryota, Metazoa, Platyhelminthes, Trematoda, Plagiorchiida, Dicrocoeliidae.